Fundulus heteroclitus (mummichog) is the source of this 2973-nucleotide messenger RNA. RefSeq names its product glutaminase liver isoform, mitochondrial. Gene Ontology annotation, molecular function: protein binding; glutaminase activity. The record is from RefSeq and is a predicted model, not a curated record. NCBI's taxonomy places the organism in Eukaryota, Metazoa, Chordata, Actinopteri, Cyprinodontiformes, Fundulidae. Gene Ontology annotation, biological process: L-glutamine catabolic process.
GCUCUGAGAAGAACCGGUUUGUUAACAUCUGACCCUCGGCUGCGGGACUGUGUCCAUCAGAUGAGACAGUUCACACGGGAUUCCAUGGGACCGGUCAUGAUGGACAAAAAACUUUUCAGAAGGUGCGUUGGCAACAACAUCAUCUUGCUGACUAAGGCUUUCAGAAAAAACUUCAUCAUCCCUGACUUUGAGGAGUUUACCCUCCAGAUCAACAGGAUGUAUGAGAGCGCCCAUCAACAAGGAGGGGGACAUGUAGCCGAUUACAUUCCUCAGCUGGCAAAGUUCAGCCCGGAUCAUUGGGGCGUAUCCGUUUGCACCAUAGAUGGACAGAGAUAUUCAGUGGGCGACACCAAGAUUCCCUUCUGCCUGCAGUCGUGUGUGAAGCCCCUGGAGUACGCCAUCGCUGUGCACGAGCUCGGCAGUGAACACGUUCACCGCUUUGUGGGCAAGGAGCCCAGUGGCUUCAAAUUCAACAAACUGUCGCUAAACGAGGAAGAUAAACCACACAACCCCAUGGUGAACGCUGGAGCUAUCGUCAUUAGCUCUUUACUGAAGCCUCUUUCAAAUAAAGCGGAGAGGUUUGACUACGUGAUGGACUUCUUGAAAAGCAUGGCUGGUACAGAAUAUGUGGGGUUCAGCAAUGCCACUUUCCAGUCAGAGAGGGAGACUGGUGAUAGAAAUUAUGCCAUCGGUUAUUACCUGAAGGAGAAAAAGUGCUUCCCUGACAAUGCAGAUAUGAUUGGAGCCCUAGACUUCUACUUUCAGUUGUGCUCCAUCGAGGUAACCUGUGAGUCCGGAAGUGUCAUGGCUGCCACACUGGCCAAUGGAGGCAUUUGUCCAAUCACGGGCGACCGUGUGUUAAGCGCUGAAGCCGUCCGCAACACUUUGAGUCUAAUGCAUUCCUGUGGGAUGUACGACUUUUCCGGGCAAUUUGCCUUCCAUGUUGGUCUGCCUGCAAAAUCUGGAGUUUCAGGUGCCGUUUUGCUGGUGGUUCCCAACGUUAUGGGUAUUCUGUGUUGGUCACCGCCACUGGAUCGGCUAGGAAACAGCGUCAGAGGAAUUCAGUUCUGUCAGGAGCUUGUGUCUUACUUCAACUUCCACAAUUAUGACAACCUGAGGCACUUCACCAAGAAGCACGACCCCAGAAGACGAUCAGACGACGACCCGAACAAGUCAGUCGUUAACCUGAUGUUUGCAGCGUACAGCGGUGACGUCUCUGCUUUGAGACGGUUUGCCCUCUCCGCUGUUAACAUGGAGCAGAGGGAUUACGACUCCCGUACAGCUCUCCACAUCGCUGCUGCCGAAGGCCACGAAGACGCUGUAAUGUUCCUGACAGAAGUAUGUAAAGUGAAUCCCUACAUUAAAGACAGAUGGGGCAACACACCCCUCGAUGACGCCAUGCAGUUUGGCCAUGAUGUUGUUGUUUCAGUCCUGCAAAAGUACCAAGGCGGGUACGCAGACGGCGACUCAUCCAGGAGCACAGAGGAACAGGGCACCGUGCUGGACACGAUAAAAAGCAUUGUUUAAAAAGCCCCAGAAAGGUUUGGAUUGCAAACCUUUUGUUGCACAACUGAAAUGAAUGACACGACAGACGGUUACUGGGAAAACUGAUGAAUGACUGACUUUACUCUCUUUUUAAAGGCUAUUCUCUUUUAGGGUAUCAGAAAAUUUCUUUGGGGCGAAUAAAGUCCCAAUCAAUAGGAUAAUUAUCCUCUUUGCUUUAUAAACCAAAUGAAGAGUCAGAAAUAUUAAAAUCUUCCCCAACCAAGGGCGAUAAAAUGUGCACUUUUAAAUGAGGGCGUGGAACUGUUUUGGGAAGGGAAAAAAAAGGGGGGGUGUUGUUGUAUCUGUGCAAAAGAAAAGGUCAAAAACUGAACAUACUACAGUACUAUAUCGAUAAACAAGUUGCUAUUAUUACUAACUUGUUUACCAUUAUUUGAUUGUGUAGCAAUAUUCUUUCUUUGCACAUCGGUUGAAUUGGAAAAUGUUACUGAUGUAAAUAUUUAAACUGCAAUAUUUAUUUUUUAAAUAUUGAAAUGUUGUAUAUUUUACGUUGGCCCCUUUCACACUGAAAUGAGAUCAUUAUAGGAUCAUUAUAAGACUUACAAGUAGCUUAUUGCAGAUGUGUUCUGGAGUGCAUUACAAAUAAUACAAAAUCCUCUCAUUGUUUUCAGCUUGAACAAAACUUGGGUAGAACGGUCAUGGUGAUUUGUUGUCAUAGGGGGAGGCAUAUAGGCGUUCUGGAGGCAGAAUGGUGGCGGUGGUAGUGUUUUUUAUAAAGUGAGGUUCAAAUACACUUUAUGGCUCAGUCAUCAGAGAAUUUAAAUCUGGACCGGGCAAGCAAGCUUUGUGCCCACUCCAUACUCUCAAAUCGUUAAGUAAGCUCGUGGAAUACUGUUGGAGGAGGUGACUCUAUGUGCAUUGCUUUUGCUGAAGGUCUCUCUUAAACCAGCAUGCAACAAAUGAGCCCCACCCUCCGCACGCCGUGCCACACCACGGUCUGCUGCACACAGGAAGCAGCACCCUCCGGUAAAAAAUAAUCCCAGGAAGGGAGAAGCGCACACACCUCCAAAGUGUGUGGGAGCGUAGAUGUGCUGGUUGCUGAGCGACUGACGGAAAUCUUUAGGCUACAGCUUAAACACAGUCCUUGUAUCUUAUUUACAUUAUGAUCUAACUUGUAAUGUAAAUGUAUUCAUAUUGUAAUGUAAUUUGUAAUAUAUUGUAAUUAAUAUGUAUAACGGAAUAUGUAAAUAGAAUAUUUCAAUAUCAUCUGAGCAACACAAAUGCAAUACAAUACACGCAGACAUUUUGGAUUCUCUCUUCAUAAUUCCACCUGCGGUCAAGCGAGUGGUUUCCUCCUUUAUGAAAGGACUAAAACUGGUUGUGGAGGUGCAGAAAUGUCACAUAUAUGGAGAGAGAAUUUCUGUGCAUCCUGACAUGGUUAUGGAAACAGUCUGGUGCACCAGCGGUAGC